UUAUGGGUGUGAUUUGAUUCAGGUGUACUUCCCUGUAAAGGGUGGGGAAGCUGCAGUUUGGAUUGCUACACAAUUCUUCCAGAACAGACGACAAAAACACUGAAGGUGAACAAUUUGAUGGUUCUGUAGUAAGGCCAGGGAGGAAUGUGUAAGUUCACCGCCUCUGCCUGAGUCUCUGUGGAGAACAAGCCAGCACCUUUAGGGCAGUGUGACGGUGACCCAGUGUUGAGGAUGUCUGACCAGGAUUUGGGAACUCAGAUUGAAGCUCAGUUCAAUGAUGUGGUGAGACGGUUACAGAGCAAACAGCUUUUUCAGUCCAACUGGGAUAUCGCCACCUUUGCCAUUUUCUUUAUUUUCAUCGGUGCAGUGCUGACUCUGAUCCUCUUGGUCCUAAUUCGCUGUUGCUGGGGUUUCUGCUGUUCUUCAUCACCAAGAAAGAAGCAUGGAAAGCAGAAGGUGGGUGUUGACAAUUUGGCAUUGGAACCGUAACAGUCUGAAUGGGGUAUUCAAGCAGAGACCACAGCAAUAAGCAACAUCGUUAACUGCAUAAAGGAGUUUAUGAAGCCCUACCAACACUCCACCAUUAAAGUUAUUUUAAUAGGCACCUCUUCUGAAUCUAAUCCAAACAUGAAAUCUAUUGUUUUUAGUAUCCUUACAUUGAUUUCAUAAUAUUGGCUUAACUGCACUCUUCAUUUGCAAUUUCAUACUUAUUGGCAACUAUCCUUUGCAGAUUGUGUCACAAAAAUGCAACAUCAUGCACUUUAACCUGUUUCAUAAUUUUUUUUUUAAAUUAAAAGUAAAUGUUUGGUUGUGGAGAAUGAAGCUUUUGUAAUUUAAAAUCAUUGUGACAUAAAACAGAUUAUAUUUUGACCUGUCCAACAACAUUGAAAUUACUGCUAGUUUAUAGUAACCCAAAUGGUAUGGAGCUAGACUUGUGGCAUUGUAUGGCUAAUAAAGCCCAGAUAAAGUUGGGUCAAAACCUUUGGGUUCUGGCAGUGCAGCCCAUGUACAAUUCAGUGGGCCCAAGAAAUCCAUGUAGGUCACUAAACCACAAAAGUGAACUGUCCAGCCUUUUAAAUAACUUAAUUUCUGUGUGUAAGCAAUCUAAUGAGUAAUUUGGUGCCUUAGAUUAUCAGUUGAUCUUGUCACAGUUUAUUUUGAAUUAACUUGCACAUUCUAACGAUUUGUUGUGCAAGCAGAAACCAAACUUUGGUGUACAAUAGCUUCUAACAGGUUGCUUUCAGCUUAGUCAAGCACCAGCUCUGUGACAUGCACUGCUUGAUAUUUUUUUUUUUUGAUCAGUUGAUAGCUGAGAUUUUGUGCAAUACAGCAACUGCCUAUCCCUUUUGGGUAACAAAAUAAAUCUGUCACUUUGAGCGUUGACGUCUUCCCUUUCUCUGGAAACUCUGCUCACAAACUCAAGACAAGUGUUUGGAGGAGGGGGUGUUAAUUAAGAGAACAUGGCUGUUUGGAGCCCAGACACCAAAAAGGCAACUUGCUCCGAAACCUUCCUGGGAUUUGACCAAUCAAGUCUGGCUCAUGCAAUUUGGAAGAUUAGCCUUUUUAAACCAGGCAGCAACUUGUUAUACAAUUAAGAUUUGAUCCUUAAAACAGGCCAAGUGAAACCAAUUUCAGCUAUUGCAAGGGGGCAUAGCUUUAAAUUAAGGGGGGGUAGGUAUAGGACAGAUGUUAGGGGUAGGUUCUUUACUCAGCGAGU
Messenger RNA from Chiloscyllium plagiosum (whitespotted bambooshark), 1717 nucleotides. Lineage: Eukaryota; Metazoa; Chordata; Chondrichthyes; Orectolobiformes; Hemiscylliidae. The record is from RefSeq and is a predicted model, not a curated record.